Messenger RNA from Nomia melanderi (Alkali bee), 1386 nucleotides. RefSeq lists its product as uncharacterized. Lineage: Eukaryota; Metazoa; Arthropoda; Insecta; Hymenoptera; Halictidae. The record is from RefSeq and is a predicted model, not a curated record.
UAGUUGGCACGAGAAAUAUAUUUUUAAUAAUUAUUCAUGGAAAUUGUAACGUGAAUCGAACGAAGUUAAAGUAGCGAAUCGUUUCGACUAUUUUAACGUUUGGUUGUUUAAUUAUGACUAUGUAACGGAGAUCGUAAAACACACUAAUUACUUCCUAUCAUGAAUCUUAAAUAGAGUGUAAGCAAACACAAACACCUCUUAUGAUAGAAGCAACUAAAAUUCCGUGAUUGGUCCAUUCUCCUAUUUGCCUUUCACCGCCAUCUGUCAAUUGCAGUACGAAUUAUUUUCUAUUGUGCACCUUUUUGUUCAUUACGGCUGUCAUUACCCAUUAGCGUGAUGAUAAGGGAAGCAAAAAGUAUUUAACGUUACAGUGAGGGUUUUUAAAAUGCAUCUUCACCAAUACAACAGUUAUUUUUGUGCUGUGAUGUCAUUAGUUCGAGAUGUGGUUUAACGAUAUAUUUUCCUAGUUGUAUUAUUAAUUGUAAAUAACCUUAUCCUUAUUAAAUAUUUUUUUGUAAUAUGGCAAAGACUAAAACAAUCAGUAAAGGCUGCCCUAAAUGUGAACAGCAGGUACCCGUUGCCUGCAAAGCAUGUCCAUGCGGUCAUUCAUUUUUUAAUGCAAGGCGCAAUUCUAUUAAAAGUCCUCCAAGUCCUGAUAGUGGAGUAAUGAAAACUAGACGAACAAAUCGAAUUAAACGAGAGAAACCAAACUAUUACGAUGCUUUAGAGUAUGACAAACAAUCAAAAAAAAGCGCCAAAAUAAGGAAAGCAACAGACACAGCUAGUGAUAUUGACUGCCGACAAUUAAAUAAAAAAAAGAAACGAAAAGGGAAAGGUAAAGGAAAGAAUGGAAGUAAUAAUGGAUUAGGAGACGACGACGACGAAAUGGAAGGAAUCAAUGGUUUGUCGCCAGAGAAACAACUCACGUGUUCUUUGAUAUUACAAGAAUUGAACAACAAAAUGAGAGUGGUAGCUUGGAAGCCAACAUGAUUCUGUUUAUUUGUCAAUGUGUCCCUUAUCAUCAGAUUCACUGGCAUCUAUUACCGGUUGACUCUGAUGUAAUCGUUUUAUACAGGUAUUGAAGUGUAGAAUACAGUCUACCGAUCGCAUUGCAAAGCAUUAAAAUAGUAUUAGAUAAUUUUAUGCACGGAUUAGUAGCAUCGAUUUAUAUAAAUUAUAUAUAUAUUUUUUUUAAAUAGGUAAAGUAAUAGAUGUGAAAGACUGUUCUUAAUGGUAAAAAUUUUGCAUACGUACUUUGUGAUAAAUUCUUUGUACUUUAUUUUUUAAUAUGACACGACAGUUUGUCAGGUAUCUUGACCGUCGUUUCGUAUAUGUCGGUUUACCUUCUAAAUAUUUUUAAGAAAUGCAAAGGCAAUAUAAGUGAAA